This is a messenger RNA of Salvelinus namaycush (lake trout), 5527 nucleotides long. It is a transcript of the gene asap3, whose product is annotated as ArfGAP with SH3 domain, ankyrin repeat and PH domain 3. The coding region runs from base 185 to 3313 and encodes 1042 amino acids. Gene Ontology annotation, molecular function: GTPase activator activity; protein binding. The record is from RefSeq and is a predicted model, not a curated record. The transcript has 26 exons. Gene Ontology annotation, cellular component: cytoplasm. Gene Ontology annotation, biological process: positive regulation of GTPase activity. Lineage: Eukaryota; Metazoa; Chordata; Actinopteri; Salmoniformes; Salmonidae.
GUAGUCAGCAGUGGAUCUCACUCGAAUUGCACCGCAGUGUGAGAAAAAUCGGACAACCAUCAACUUUCACUCAUAUAGUUGUGAACGUGGGAAUGCUGUCGCGGGUAAUUUAACCUUUUCCACAAGGAGAACCAGUGGAUUUCCCGCGGAAACAUGCGUGUUUGAAACUUUAACGACCUUUUAAAUGUCUUCAGUUGGACCUUUUUACUUGGAGAGCAACAUGCCGGAGCAUAUCAGCAUUUCGGACUUUGUUGCUCUGACAAACGAGGACUUGGCAUCACCGACUACCUCGAUUUUUCAGUCCAAAAUGAGUGAAUGUCGGAACACUGUUUCGGCAGUCGAAGAGUCAAUGGAGAUGGACCAGAGCACCUUACAGAGGAUGAAGAAGAUGGUCAAGGCUAUCCACAGCUCUGGAAUCGGUCACGCAGAGAACAAGGAGCAGUACAUCGACGUGCUGGAGAACCUGGGGAACAGUCACCUGACCCAGGACAACAACGAGGUGUCCACUGGGUUCCUGAACCUGGCUGUCUUCACCAGGGAGGUCACCGCACUCUUCAAGAACCUGGUCCAGAACCUGAACAACAUCAUCUCCUUCCCCCUGGAGAACGUCCUGAAGAGUGAGCUCAGAGACAGCAGACUGGAGCUGAAGAAACAGUUGGAGAAGAGCUGGAAGGACUAUGACAUCAAAGUUGGGAAACUGGAGAAGGAGAGGAGGGAGAAGAGUCGGCAGCUGGGCCUGAUCAAGACUGAGGGAUACAACGUGACGGAGGACAUGGCGCGAGAGAGGAGGACCUUCCAGCUGCAGAUGUGUGAGUACUUGCUAAAGAUCCAGGAACUGAAGGUGCGCCAGGGUCCAGACCUGCUCCAGAGUCUCAUCAAGUACUUCCAGGCCCAGCUCAAUUUCUUCCAGGACGGCUUAAAAGCUGCCGAGAACCUUAGUCCUUUUGUGGAGAAGCUGGCUUCGUCUGUCCACACGGUACGACAGGACCAGGAUGAGGAAGUGAGACAGCUCUCUCAGCUACGAGACUCCCUUAGGCUGCUGCUACAGGUGGAGGGGAAAGAAGAAUACCUGAACAGAAAGAACUCGGGCAACGGAUACAGCAUACACCAACCUCAAGGCAACAAGAAGUACGGCACAGAGAAGUCAGGCUUCCUACAGAAGAGGAGUGACGGGAUUCGGAAGGUGUGGCAGAAGAGGAAGUGCGGAGUCAAGUACGGCUGUCUGACCAUCUCCCACAGCACGAUAAACCGACCACCGGCUAAGCUCAACCUUCUGACCUGUCAGGUGCGCCCCAACCCCGAGGAGAGAAGGACCUUUGACCUGGUCACACGCAAUCGGACCUACCAUUUCCAAGCCGAGGACGAGCAGGAAUGCAUGAUUUGGGUGUCAGUGCUGCAGAACAGUAAGGAGGAAGCCCUGAACACGGCGUUGGGCGGCGACCAGCUGCAGUUCCAGGACUCCGGGCUGCAAGAGCUGGCCAGGGCCGUCAUCACCGAACUCAGACGCAUGCCCGGCAACGAGGCCUGCGCCGACUGUGGAGCCCACGAUCCUACCUGGCUCUCCACUAACCUGGGCAUCCUGACAUGCAUAGAGUGUUCUGGGAUCCACAGGGAGUUGGGAGUCCAUUACUCCAGGAUCCAGUCCCUCACACUGGACAUGCUAAGCACCUCAGAACUACUGCUGGCGGUCAGUAUAGGCAACACACGGUUCAAUGACAUCAUGGAGGCCAGUCUUCCCAAUGAUUCCAUCAAACCUCUACCCCAGAGUGACAUGAAUGCCAGGAAGGAGUACAUUGUGGCUAAGUAUGCCGAGCGGCGCUACGUGCUGCGCAGGGACAGGGAGGAGGGUGAGCCGUGGCGUGUGUAUGAUGCCGUGAGGAACCGGGACCUCGCCGCCCUGCUGCAGUUAUACGCCCAGGGAGAGGACCUGGCCAAACCGCUAGCACAGCCUGAAGGACAGGAUCUGAGAGAGACGGCUCUUCACUUGGCUGUCAGGCUGGAGGACAGGAGUUCUCUAUCCCUGGUGGACUUCCUCAUUCAGAACAGUGGCUGUCUAGAGAAGAGGACUCGAGAGGGGAACACUGCUCUACACUACAGCGCCCAGCACCACAAAACAGAGUGCCUCAAACUGCUGCUCAAAGGAAAGGCUGUUCUCCAUACAGUGAACUCAUCAGGAGAGACAGCCCUGGACAUCGCCAGGAGACUGCAGCACUCCCAGUGUGUAGAACUGCUGGAGCUGGCCCAGAGUGGGAAGUUCAACAGUCAAAUCCAUGUGGAGUACAUGUGGGAGACACAGAGCCAGGACCUGUAUGACAGCGAAGAUGAACUGGAUGAGAGGGUACACACACACACACACACACGCGAACACACACCUAGCGAAGACGACCUGGAAGAGCGGGUGAGCCUCUUACCCAGGAACCUGCGCUCGUCUCUGCCCUAUAACGUGGGCGCCUCGCCCUCCCGCUGGAGCUUCGCCAACGCCCCUGUGGCGUGUAAGACCUACGAAAAUGUGGACUUCUUGUACCGUAACCCCCCCGCCAACAGUGCCCCAUCUGGCGUCCUUAAGCCCCCACCGCCGCUGCCCGCUAAAGCCAUCAUGAGAGGCCGCUCGGACCCCCAGAUAUCCGUGUCCACCCAGGACGGGGGCCGCAAAUCCCCCCGGCGCUGCUGCUCUAACCCUGCCCCCCAGUCCAGCCCCCCGUCCCCCAUGUUGGAGGGUCAGGCCCAGGGGGGGCGGCCACCAAGAUCACCCCACGGCCAGGGGGGUCAGGUGAGGGGACAGAGACCGACCGCAGCAUGGGAGGGUCAGGCUAAUAGUGGCUCAUGGUCUGGGGCCUUAGACAGCAGCACCAAGUCCAGCUCCCCUCAGAACCACAUAGGACCCGUCAGCUCAGAGAAGACGACAUCGUACAGGAGGACCAAUAGUGGAGGACAAGGGAAGUGUUCCACAGCCGGGACCUCUCCCAGCUGUGUGGCACUUGGCAGUCAGGAGGAGCUCUACUGCAGCUUCGUGACUAACGACUCCGCCCCCGGCUCCACACCUUCAGCCACACCCACCACCUCGCCCAUCACUGUGCCCGCCCCGCGCCCUCGCAGAAAUGCCAUGGUAUCUAAGAGCCGGCCGACACAGAAGAAGGUAAAGGCGCUGGUGGACUGCAGAGCUGUCAGCUCGGACCAGCUGGCCUUCUUCAAGGAUGAGGUCAUCGUAGUCACAGCCACCGAGGACCCCCACUGGUGGGUUGGCCACAUCGAGGGCUAUCCAUCCAGAAGUGGGACAUUCCCAGUGAACUAUGUCCAUAAACUAGAGGACUGACUAGCCAUGGAAUAACCCUACGCCCUUACGCCCUACGCACUACCCUAACGCUUACUGCACCACUUACCUGGGAAACCAAAAGGCUCUAACGAUAUUCUCAACUUUGAUGUGUUGUGAUCCAAGGGCUAUAUAAUCUGCAUACACUCAAUUGUAUAUACAGACGGUGCACUUAAGGAAGUCACUAUAAAAUGAAAGAGUGUAAUCUAGGCUUUAACUGAUCAAAGCACAGGGAGGAAUGCCACCCUAAAAGAAAAGCGGGAUGAGAAAAGCCUCCCUCCACCUUCGACCGCUCCAGUUGUAAAACAUACAAGUAUUAAAUGGUGUUUACCACAACUCACAGCUCGGAAAAUGAUAACUACAGUCCCAGCCACAUAACUGUUGGAGGAGCUAGAAUUGCUGCGUGUGCUUGUGCGUGCGUCGGCCUAUGUGUGUGAGCGUAACUGUUGGAUUACUUGUCAAUGGCAUACAUACUGUACUAUACUGGAGUCUGGAGAAGAGAGAACAUGUGCUUUAUAAGAGAGGAUGAAUAGCCUACGUUGUCCACUGCCUUCCUGGAAACUAAAGAGACUAGGAGAUUCAUGCCAUGUCAUUCACAGUUGUCGGGACUCUGAGCCAGAUGCAAUGAAUACCUGCUCAGUGACCGGUGGCGUUGAUGUCUGGGGCUGGAACGACCUGGAACUGAAAGCCAGACAAAGUGCCUUCGUGGCUGCCAGCCUGUCUCCCUGGGCCUCCGGGGCUCUCGGGCUGCCGCUCUGAAAUGGAACCCCAGCCCCUAAGCUGGUUUUGGGCCAGACUCCAGCACCGACUGGAGGUCUGGCUGGAGCCUGUGUGAUUCAGUUUCCUCCAGUCUCCAGAUGCAGAGGAGUCUCUACACAGUAUGCAUGGUUUGGCAGGGGACAGGAAGAGACUGUCACUGCAGUGAAAUACACAAAGCUGGAUAUUCAGUAGGCACCAAAUGGACUGAAACAGGAGAAGACUAAAUGAACUGAUCAAAUAAGAAAUGUUCGUAUGCGUUGCAAAAUGUUGUCUGUUACUUACUCUAAUGCACCAGGAAUCCGGCAGAAUACUGUCUCAAUACAAUUUCAUAAGCGCUUUUAAUGCCACUAAUAGGGAACAAAAGCUCAGUAUGAGAUCUGACUGUUAAGUGUCUUGUACAACUGGUUUAUCUGUCCACAAGUGAAACUAUGCCUGCUAUGGGGAUGAUGGGCUCUCGUAGGACAGACCACAAUACAACCCUUUUAGAGACGGGGAUCUGUAGCUUUUUGGCUGUGCAGGUGUUUCUACGCCUGUUUGCAUUCCUGUAGUUCGACAGGGGGUUAUUGAAGGUUUGCUUAGCGUUCUAUAGAUCGAGUCACUGCCAAUAAAUAUACAAGCAGAGAACUGCGUGAUCGCUUGAAUGUGCAUGGAUCCAGGGACGGACUGUAAAAUGAGGGCAAACCAUUGAGUGCACGUUGCACUCUGUUGUACAAAUGUAAAAAACCACAUCUGUUGUUGGAAACAUUUUAUAUACAACAGUUAUAUCACCCAGUGUUGUAAAAUUGCUGAGUAUCAGAUUCGAUGCAUUAUCUUUACAUACUGUACCAAACUUUCUCAUCUUCCCGCUACUCACGUGCUCUCAUGUAAAUGAUACUUGUUAGUUGUGAACAUCAAUUCAAUUCUAUAAACUUAUCUGUGCCAGUGGAGCAACGAGACAUGGGGUUUGGACUAGGUGGUAGCCCAAAGGGCCCAGUCAGUCUACAGUGCACUCUACUGACUCUACCCAACAGACAGAGGAAUGAGAGGUGUGUUGGAGACCCCCGGGCCCUAUAUACACUUUAAUUUGGACCGUGAGCUUGAAUAGGGCUGCGUCUUCUGUCAUUUUUCUUUUAUAGGUACUAUCGGAUCAGGGGUUGUGAGGGAGAGGAAGCAAGGGAAGAAAGCGAUUUGACAUUACUGGACUAAUGGAGUUUAUGGCGAGCUAAGUGAAGGCACUUGUUGUUCUUCCAUGUCUUCGUAUCGUUGACCAUCUAUAGAUCCCGAAUCGAUCUCGACGGUUGAGACAUUAUCACAUGGUUUCUGUGAAGUUCUAUCUUACGUUAUCAAUAUAAUGGAAUAUUUCUGUCAUUUCAUUAUUAGCAACUAUUUGUAAUAUAGUAUGUUUUGCACUCUUUGUCCUUUCCACAUGUGAUUUUUAAGCUCCACUAGCAAUCAUUAAAGAAGACUGUUAACAUCUGA